CAGGAACCAGACUGAACAAGCGACGACGAUGGCGGUGAUUCGGGCGCCUGGCUACCGAUGGGAGGAAGGCAGCGAUUCCACGGUGCUGCUGACGUUCGAGAUUGAUCCAGCCACAUCCCUCACCAACAUCAACGUGGAAAUUGAGGAGUCAUGCAUCAAGUGUUGGGUCGAAGGAGAAGAGCCCGUCGUCUGCGGUCAACUGCAUCAGACGGUGCUGCCGAAGAAGAGCGGGUGGCGUCUGCAGGCGGGCGCGGAAGUCUCAACAGUUUGCGUAUCCCUGUUCAAGCGCGUCCCCAUUUCCUGGUCUUACCCCAUCAAGGGCGAUAUCGAUGACACGUGGCAGUGCGACGCACAGAGCCACAUCUACCUUGCUCACUUUUUUGCUUCCGAAGGCGACGCACACGCGGAGUGGCACCACUGGCAGGAGGCGGCUGCCAAGCGCCAUCCAGAUGCGCUGCUCGCCCUCGCGCGCGUGUAUCAGUCCGGUGCGCCCGCGUUCCACAUCCCGCGCGACGCCAACAGGAGCCGACAGCUGCUGGAGCAGGCAGCAGAGCAGCACCAGCCACAAGCCAUGCUCAUGCUCGGCCAACUGCACCAAGAGGGCGCAUUUGGAGAGACCGACAACGCAGCGGCACUCGAAUGGUACCGCAAGUGUUUGGAUCAGGAUGUGCUACAAAUGUUCAUCCGACACACAGGACAGCCAAACCCCGACUACACCAACAUUGCACACUACAACUCUGCCAUCAUCCUCCUGGACAUCCUGCAAGCUGUGCAGAGGUACGCGAGCACCAAAGGCGCAUUUGGAAUGGGCGCAACGGACAAGCUGAAGAAGAGCACGAGCCGGCCCCCGUCCACACCAACGCCGCUGCAUGACAUGCGCGGUGGCGAUACUGCCAGCGAGGCGAGCGGCUGGAGUGGUGUGCACAUGGGAGAUGAUGGUGAUGGCGAUGGUGGUGAUGGUGAUGAUGGUGACGCACUGAACACGAGCCGACAGGCAUCGUCCCACCAUCACCACCACACCCGGACAUCAUCGUCAUCAACGCACGACUCUGCACCGCCGCAGUCACCGCGACGCAACAACAGGGGCCGGCCGAAGCGAGACGCACCGGGCAGUCAAGGCGGCGUACUUGGCAAUGCUACCGUGUCGUUUGGCAUUGCUGCUGCCGCUGUCGCCACGUUUCUCAUCUUCCAUCUCAGGGGCGGCCACUGACGCGGGGUAGGAGAAAGACUUGGGAAGGGGAUGGAGGUGUAUUGUUGCAGACACUGUGCUGAUGUGUGUGUGUGUGUGUGUGGAGGUAGGUGUUUGUGUGUGUGAAUGCGCGCGUUAUUCUCUCAGAUUGCUGUUCCGCGUGUGUGUACGUAGCUUCGGACGUGCUGGGUAGUGCUUGUGUUGUGUCGUCUGUGGUGUUCUUUUCGCGUGUGCACGACGAGGGUCGCAGUUAACUGACAAUGAAUUCUGUGAAAGUGGU
Molecule: messenger RNA, 1469 nt
Organism: Salpingoeca rosetta
Lineage: Eukaryota; Choanoflagellata; Craspedida; Salpingoecidae
Exons: 11
Coding region: 29-1210 (393 amino acids)
Molecular function (GO): protein binding
Source: RefSeq, a predicted model, not a curated record